ACAAUGCCACAGGUGCGCUGCUGAUUGUUGGGGUAACAGGACUUGCGGGGCUGUACGGCUGCUUGGUGAUAGACAAUCCACGUCAUUGCUUGGUGCGUACUUGUAUUGCUUUCCAAAUAUAUCUGAUUUGUUUGGGACCGAUGCCGCUGUGAGGGGGAAAUAUGUAUCCGACGCUCAAUUUGACGUGUGGGGACUCCAACCUGUCAAGUCCGGAGGCUCAGAGGCUGCUGGAGCUGUGUCACCGGCCCGUCAAGGUGGCCAUCAUAUCCGCCCUGGGCGUCAUGAUCACUGUGGGAAACAUCGCCGUCCUCCUGGUUAUCGCCUCCUCUGUGGCCGGCUGGUCAAGAAACUCUAGGUAUUUUCUGUUGUCCCUCACUGCGGCAGACUCUGCGUUUGGACUGCUGGUCAUGCCCUUGAACCUCUGGGUGAGUUUGAUGAAGGACUACAAUGAGGGUCCGGACGCUCUGUGCCACAUCGUGGCCUUUUGCAACGCCACAGUCUACUCCACCUGCAUGUACACACUGGCCACCAUCAGCCUGGAGAGGUUUCUCGCAGUGUUUUACCCGCUCAGAUACUCCUCUCUGAUGACCAGGAGGAGGACACUGCUCUUGAUUGCAUUCUCCUGGUGCUUUCCUCCCUUCUUACUGUUGCCCAUAUCAUUUCCAGAUGGCAUUAUCGAGGUUCACUUUUCCACAGCAUCGCUGGUCUGCAACCCGGCCUACGCCACAAACGCCGGCUACUCUCUAACCCUGACUUGUUUGAUAUUCUUCCCCUGCUCCAUCCUCAUGACAUAUGCUAAUAUGAGACUGUGGGUCGCCGCCAAGAGACAGAGGCUGAAACUGCGCAAGUAUGACGGUGGUCGUCGCAGCAGACCUGACGUGGCAUCCCGGGUGCUGGUGCCGGUGAUGACAGCCUACUACACCUGCUGGACCCCCUGCAUGGCAGCCAUGAUCUACAACGCAAUCUCAGGUAGCAGUGUACCAGAGUGGGUGGAGUUUGUGGUGGUAUGGCUUCCAACCUCAAACGGUUUCCUCAACUGCAUCUUCUACUUCUGGAUUAACCGCAGCUUCCGCAGGAAAUUCCGCCUCAUCUUCCAGAGGCUGUGUCUGGCUCUCUGCCCCGGCUUGGCCCGCACCCUCGGAUGCUGCACCAAUCCACAGGCGCUGUUUGUGCUGGGAAUCUUGGAUAACAACAACAGUCUCCAGGAGCGCUCUUCCAGUGUUUCCUCCACCUGUACCCUGUACACCCUGGCCGGGGACCUCCACAUCUGAGCAUCACCGUUGGCAUGGUGAAGGACUUUUGAAUCAUCUCCCAUAUCUCUGGCAGGGCUGAUCAAGCCACCGGCCUCCCUGGCGUAGUACAGAAGACAUCGAGCGUAACGAACAGAUGAACAGGUCACAUAGUUGCAGUGCAGACUGGUCAGUGCUGAGACAUGGCAGAGCUGUCAGGCUGUGAUUGAUGGCAAGUCUUUGAAAUAACCACUGUUCACUCUCCAUCAUCUUAAUCUGACCUAUUUUGAUUUUUUCUUUUUUUUUUUUAUUUUGUACAAUUUUCAGUUUCAGUAACAGUGUUCUGUUGAAUAGAAUACAUGUACAAUUUAUAACUUAUAUGGAUUUUUUUUCUUUUUUUUAGUUUUACCAUGCAAACAGUAUUGCCAGUGUUGUUUACCCAUGCACUCUGAAAGGAAGCCUCUUAAUCCAUGUUUUAGUUAUUUUAUAUUUAACUGACCAUACAUAGCAGCAUAACCUGGCUUCCCCUACUUAAUAUGUAGCUACCUAAUCAAUAUUUUAUGGUGUGUGUUGAAUAUUUAGAUUGAUUACCUCAGUCAACAUAAUUCACUUCAAACAUUUGAUAUUAGUCUGUGAAUUCAUCAUAAGAAAUUGAUAUUUAGACUUCUGUUCACCUGAGACAUUUAGUAAACUAAUGUCACUGGCUGAUGUUACAAGCACUUUGAAAGACAGAGGCCAUCUAGCCCUUUUUCAAUUUAAACUGCAAUUCAAAGACCUUGACAUAUAACAGCUGGGUGAAGUUAACCUUUAAGUCAUAGCAUUUCAGUGUAUGUGAGGAGGAAAGUAAUUAAGCAGCUACACUGUAGAAAGGUCACCCAAUUUGUGGCUGUGAGAGAUAACUCCUCCAUGUUUUGGUAACUUCUGAGAGUGUGGUUGUUUAUUUUGAAAUAUUACACCUAUAAUCUACCUCUCUACAGUAGGACAUCAAUUUGGCAACGUUCAUCUCGUCACUGGCCAGCUAGAGUUUGCUGUCAUGGAGAAGCUUGAUUUACAUCUGAGGCUGAUGACCAGGAUCUUUCUGUAACACUGGACAUGAAAUGCUCAUUCUGCAGAAGGUACUGAACAAGGUACAGAAACUGAAAAUGAAACCAAGAGUUUUAUUCAGCUUAUUUUAGUCCUCAGGAUGCUGUUUGCCUGUACCAUCAUUAAAGUUUGAGCACUGGAAAUGUGACCGUCUGCAUAAAAUGAUAGCAGUUAUAAAAAUGUGUUGAGCACAUGAGAAUAUGCCAUUUUUAGAAAAAGAAUGACUUUUGUAAAUGACUGAUUUGUACAUAAAUAACAAUUUAUUGUGUUUAUAAAAUACUAAUUUGCAAAGAUAUUUUGAUAGUGGAUUGAUUUUUGAAUGUUCUGUGAAAUAAAGCUUUACGCCUUC
Myripristis murdjan (pinecone soldierfish) is the source of this 2661-nucleotide messenger RNA. Its product is annotated as histamine H2 receptor. The transcript has 2 exons. Gene Ontology annotation, molecular function: G protein-coupled receptor activity. Bases 162 to 1271 code for a protein of 369 amino acids. Gene Ontology annotation, biological process: G protein-coupled receptor signaling pathway. NCBI's taxonomy places the organism in Eukaryota, Metazoa, Chordata, Actinopteri, Holocentriformes, Holocentridae. Gene Ontology annotation, cellular component: membrane. The record is from RefSeq and is a predicted model, not a curated record.